UUACGUCAUGCAUGAUUUCAUUCAUGUAAAAAAAAAAAAGAGAAGAAAAAGCAACAAAAUAAAUACAUACAGUUGUGAAAAUAUAACUUUUUAUCCAUACAUGUGUAUUCUUUUUUUCCUCUUUUCUCGUGAUUUUCUCUAACAAUUUUUCAUCAAUCCCCCAAAAGCCAAAAAUCUCUUCUAAACAUUUUUUUGCCUAAUUUUUAGUAAAAUCUUUUGAUUUUUCAUCCUUGUAGCUUAAUCUAUCUGCAUGCAAAACAAGAACGUUUGAAGAAGAGGAGGGUUUAUCUUUCUUGCUUUCUUGGUUUUGUGUUUAUUCCUCUAAUUCAAGAAAACCAUUUUUUUUUGUUUAUUUGUUGCCCUCAAGCUUUUUAAAAAUUUUGGGUUCUUGAGAGAGUGAAUAGAGCAGAGAAGAUUAAUGGAAAAUUUAUGGAAUGUGUUGCAUGGAAUGAGGCCACUUUUGCUUAUGAUUAUGGGGCAAAUGAUACUUGCAGGAAUGAAUAUUGUGUUCAAACUUGCAACCAGUGAUGGCAUGAAUUUUAGUGUUUUGAUCUUUUAUCGCUCUCUUUUCGCCUCUGUUUUCAUGGUCCCUUUAGCAUUCUUCAUUGAAAGGGGAAAAAGAGUCGAGCUAACAAAGAUGGUUUUAUUUCAAGGAUUUCUGUGUGGUCUACUUGGGGGAUCAUUAGGCCAAAACAUGUACCUGCAAAGCUUGGUCUACACAUCACCAAUUUUUAUCUCAGCCAUGUUCAAUCUCAUCCCUGCCAUUACCUUUAUUGUUGCCAUCAUAUUGAGGUUAGAGAGGUUGGGUUGGCAUUCACCAGCAGGUAAAGCAAAGGUAUUUGGGACGAUCGUUUGCAUCAGUGGAGCAAUGCUCCUAUCACUCUACAAAGGGCCAGAGAUAAAUAUGGGGAGAACAAACAUAAACUUGUUGCAUUCCCCAAAACAUAAGGGAGAAAGUAAACCUUUAAUAGGUGCCUUUCUUGCCAUAGCUGGUUGUACUUGCUAUGCGCUAUUGUUGAUUGUUCAGGCUAAGGCAGCUAAGCGAUAUCCAUGCCCUUAUUCAUUCACUGCUCUACUGAAUGUAAUGGCAGCAGUUCAAUGUUUUGUUGUUGCAGUAGUUGUGGAAGGAGAUUGGAAUCAAUGGAAAUUGGGAUGGAACAUUAGACUUCUUGCUUCAGCAUAUACGGGGAUAUUUUGUUCUGGAGUACUGUUUACUAUCAUUGCAUGGGUUGUCCGGAUGAAAGGCCCGGUAUAUGUAUCCAUUUUUAACCCUUUGAUGCUUGUGAUGGUGGCAAUUACUGGAUACUUGUUCAUGGGAGAGAAGUUGUUCGUCGGAAGCAUCCUUGGAUCAGUCGUGAUAGUGUGUGGACUAUAUGUUGUCUUGUGGGGAAAAGAUAAAGAAAUCAAGAAAGUCAGCCAGUUGGUACCGGAUAAAGAAGAGAUUGACAUAAAAUCUAAUUCAUCGCGUAAAGGCAGUAGCCAUGGUGGUAGUAGCAAAAGGGAGGAAAAAGAAGAAGAACAAGAAGAGAAUAAGAGGGAUUCACAGGUUGGUUCUGAAAUAUUAGGAGGUAUUUACAUUUAUCACUAAAAGAUGAUGGACUAUAAUGUAUCAUCAAGAAUUGAUAAAACAAGAAAUACCAUUCAGAAGAAGUUUUGUGUCGAUUACAUGACAAGCUAGAACUAGCUAAGCCAUUUUGUUCAUGUUGUUUUCUUUUUCUUUUUCUUUUUCUUGUCGAGAAUUGACAAAAAAUGCAUUCCAAUUAAGAGGAAAAAAACAUUUUUUCUUGUGA
Messenger RNA from Solanum dulcamara, 1790 nucleotides. RefSeq names its product WAT1-related protein At1g68170-like. The transcript has 7 exons. NCBI's taxonomy places the organism in Eukaryota, Viridiplantae, Streptophyta, Magnoliopsida, Solanales, Solanaceae. The coding region runs from base 419 to 1588 and encodes 389 amino acids. Gene Ontology annotation, molecular function: transmembrane transporter activity. Gene Ontology annotation, cellular component: plasma membrane. The record is from RefSeq and is a predicted model, not a curated record.